This is a messenger RNA of Hypomesus transpacificus, 2945 nucleotides long. RefSeq names its product ephrin type-A receptor 7. The transcript is spliced from 13 exons. Lineage: Eukaryota; Metazoa; Chordata; Actinopteri; Osmeriformes; Osmeridae. Gene Ontology annotation, biological process: axon guidance; protein phosphorylation. Gene Ontology annotation, molecular function: transmembrane-ephrin receptor activity; protein binding; ATP binding. Gene Ontology annotation, cellular component: neuron projection. The record is from RefSeq and is a predicted model, not a curated record. The annotation marks the transcript as partial.
UCACCCCCCAAGGACCUGGUCUACAACCUCAAGCUGUCCACCCUGAUCCUGGAGUGGGAGGCGCCGUCGGACACGGGCGGCCGGGUGGACCUGAGCUACAGCGUGGGCUGCCGGCGCUGCGUGGCGGGGGGCUGUGAGGCGUGCGGCGCCAGCCUGGGCUUCGUGCCCCAGCAGAGCGGCCUGACGGAGCGCACCGUCACCGUGGUCAACCUGCUGCCCAACGCCAACUACACCUUCACCGUGGAGGCCCUGAACGGGGUGUCGGAGCUGCUGCCCAGCAAGAGGUUUUACACCCAGGUCAACGUCUCCACCAGCGUGCCAGCGCCCUCUCUGGUGAGCGAGCUGCGAGCGGAGAAGGUGGACCAGCGCAGCGUGACGCUGGUGUGGAGAGAGCCCAGCUCCCCCAACAGCAGCCGCACCGAGUACGAGAUCAAGUACUAUGAGAAGGAGCAGAGGGACCAGAGCUACUCCACAGUCAAGACAGCCGCCACGAGCAUCAGCGUCAACAACCUCAAACCAGGCACCGCCUACGUCUUCCUCAUCCGCCCUUUCUCCACCCCGGCGCCGCCCUCCUCCUCCCUCGCCUCCUCCCCUCUGUCCCCCUCCUCCCCGGCCUCCCCCGCCUCCUCCUCUUCCUCCUCGGCCAUCGACUACGGUGCCUACAGCCAACCCCUGGAGCUCCAGACUCUUGGCGAGCUGGCCCUGGCCUCCAGUGAACAGAACCCAGUAGUGAUCAUCGUGGUGAUUUCUGUAGCUGCCCUCAUCAUGCUGAUGUCUAUGGGAGUGGGACUGCUCAUCUGGAGAAGACAGUGUGGAUACAGCAAGGCCAGCCAGGAAGGAGACGAGGAACUCUAUUUUCAAUUUAAGAUCCCCACCCGGAGGACCUACAUUGACCCGGAGACGUGCGAGGACCUGGUCCAGGCCGUCCACGCUUUCGCCAAAGAGCUGGACAACUCCAGCAUCAAGAUAGAACGCAUCGUCCACACAGGCGACUUUGGGGAGGUGUGCCGGGGCUGUCUGAAGCUGCCCAGUAAGAGGGAGCUCCCAGUGACCAUCAAGACGCUGCGGGCGGGCUGCUCCGACAAGCAGCGGCGUUCCUUUCUCAGCGAGGCCGGCAUCCUGGGACAGUUUGACCACUCCAACAUCAUACGUCUGGAGGGCGUCAUCACCAGCGGUAACACCAUGAUGAUUGUGGUGGAGAGCAUGUCCAACGGUGCCCUGGACUCUUUCCUCAGGAAACACGAGGGCCAGCUGAGCGUGCUCCAGCUGAUGGACGUGCUGGCGGGCGUGGCGUCAGGCAUGAAGUACCUGACAGAGAUGGGCUUCGUCCACCGGCGCCUGGCGGCACACAAGGUUCUGGUCAACGCCAACCUGGGCUGCAAGGUGUCCGGCUUCAGGCCCCUGCAGGAGGAGAAGAUGGAGCAGGUCUACACCACCCUGCAUGGAGGAAAGAGUGUGGUGCUGUGGAGUGCUCCGGAAGCCAUCCAGUACCACCGCUACAGCUCAGCCUCUGACGUGUGGAGCUUUGGCAUCGUCAUGUGGGAGGUCAUGUCCUACGGAGAGAGACCCUACUGGGACAUGGGCAAUCAGGACGUGAUCAAAGCCAUUGAGGAUGGCUUCCGCCUGCCCGCGCCCCUCAACUGCCCGCCCCACCUGCACCAGCUGAUGCUGGACUGCUGGCAGAAGGAGAGGGCGGAGAGGCCCACCUUCAGCCAGGUCCACUCUGCCCUCAGCAAGAGCCUCCGCUCCCCUGACGGCAUGGGCUCCUCCACCCUGGCACGCAGGACUCUGGGAUCCUCCAUCUCCCUGGCUGACAGGACUCUUCCCUCCUUCCCCACCUUCAACUCGGUGGGGGAGUGGCUGGACGCUGUAGACAUGGGGAGGUACAAGGACAACUUCACAGCUGCAGGAUACUGCUACCUGGAGUCUGUGGCUCGCAUGACCGUCCAAGAUGUUCUGAGCCUGGGCAUCACGUCGCUGGAGCACCAGAAGCUCAUCUUAGCCGCCAUCCAGACCCUCCGAGCACAGGUCAUCCAGAUGCAUGGCCGCGGAGUCCAGGUCUAACACACACACACACAGGCAGAAGGAUGGAGAGAUAGAUGGACGGAUGGAUUGACAGAGCAUAGGACGGGUGGAGAGGUGGCUAGAGAGAUCUGCACAAGCCCCCACCUCCUCCUAUCCCUCCCUCUCUCUCAAGCCUUGUCCUGUCACAUGAUUAGGGUGCUCUGAGAAACCUAAGUGAUGUGACCUCAGCCCGCCCCUUGAACAGGGCAGGAGGCUGGUCCUGAACCAGCCCUUACAGAGAUAUGAAGACCAGUCUGAUAGAAACACUGUCUGGCCUUGGACUAGCCUCUGUACAGCUGAUGUUAGAACUGGACUUAACAUCAAUGGAGAACUGCUGUCUAGACUGGAGUACACAAGUUCCCGCGGCAGGAGCUGAUCUCAGAGCAGCUGGUAAGCUUGAAGAUGGAUCUUGGCUCCUACAGAACUGAAAUGGAAGAACUGGCUUGAGGUCAGAAAUUGAAAGUACGUUGAGAAGUAAGAGAGAAGGUGCCUCCGUCUGGGAACACUGGCUCUUCUCUCUCCUGGGGCUCUGACUGACUUGGGUUAUCACAUGACUGGUCACGUGUAGCGCCACUGUCAGCCAAUCACCUAGCGGAAUUCUACUGAUGACGAUGACCAACCUGCAGGAAGUGAUUGUUGAACUCUAUAAACUGUAAAUCAAUGAUGAAGGAAGGGUCAACGUGUUUGUUUGACUGUCCAUUGUCUGUCUGUUGUCAAUUUACAAUGCUUCUGUUCUUCCUGAAUGUUUAUCAGAUGUUACCUUUUAUUCUUCCUCUGUGUUACCUGUGUGGGGGCUUCUUGUCCGGACAGGAUUUAAACAGCCUUGUAUGGCAGUUAAUGUCAUCAGAAGAAUACAUUAACCUGAUUAUUUAUUUAUAUUU